This is a messenger RNA of Drepanopeziza brunnea f. sp. 'multigermtubi' MB_m1, 2121 nucleotides long. RefSeq lists its product as uncharacterized. The record is from RefSeq and is a predicted model, not a curated record. NCBI's taxonomy places the organism in Eukaryota, Fungi, Ascomycota, Leotiomycetes, Helotiales, Drepanopezizaceae.
AUGGCUGUGUCGGCACGGAUGUUGACGGAGAAGGUGAUCAGGUCCAUGUUCAACCACACCGGGAACCGGACGAUUGCAUUCUCUCAGAAUGCUGUGAACCGGACAGGAUCCUCGGGGAACUCGACCUCCAAUCUGAUUUCAAAUUUGGUGUUUGCUGAGAGCAAGUCGGUCAGGACCUCGACAAUAAUUCUCGCCACCUUUAAUGUACUGGCCGCUCUGGCCACCGCCAGUAGUAUUUUGUACGACUGUUAUUGUGCCUCGAAGAGAUGCAAUCCAAGACUCAAGGCAUCGAAAAUCUGCGUCUCGUCGAUACAUCCAGCUGAAACUUUUCCUUUGGUGUUGGCACUAGGAAUUGCUAUUCAAGGUCUUGUAUUUGCCGGAGUGCAAGGAGAAGGACUUUCAUCUCUAUUCGUUCAGAAUACGUGCGGAUUAAUUGCGCAGUUCCUGUGGCCUGCUCUGUUCGUAGUCCCAUUUAUCCAGCUGGUAUUUGGAGCAGAAUGCGCCAUCCGAUCUUUCCGAAGCAUAGCAUUUCAGGCAAGAGGCAAAUGGGAUGUCACUAUUUGCCUCGGAGUCAUACUCGUCAUGAUCAUCGGGGUCUGGAUACCCGCCCACGUCCGGCCACAACCCGAAUCAUGCUUCGCAUCGUUGAUCUGGUUUGUUUCCGGACUUGGACUAUUGGGUUUUGUUUUGCUCUGCAUUACAGGCGUAUUGAUGAUUGCUGCUGCCGUUACAAUCUUUAUGAGAUUAUCUACCGUAAAUCUAAUCGACCAGCAUCAGCGAAUUGCGGCGUCUCGGAUCGUGUACUACUUGAUUCUUGGUAUAAUCUCACUGGUAUUCGUUACUCCAUUUUUCUACACGUUGAUUGACAAAGAGGGGGACAUCAAGCUCUCUAUGAUGGCGACUGUGGUUCUGAACUUGUCGGGUUUAAUGAGCGGUCUGCUGCACCUGUUCUUACGGUCGAAUACCACCACGACAUCCUUCGCACCCAAGACUAUGACAAAAGACUGGGAUCACCCAAGACAUGCUCUCCGGAUGUUUGGUCCAAACGAAUUGGCAAUGCGGGCGCAUUUGAUCAACCCAGUAACUGGACCAGAUACACUAAGAGACGACCUGGAGAGCCGUGCGAGUCGCCCUGAAAGCGAUGCCAGUCUCAUCGGGUUUGAGAAGGGACGAGGAAUAUAUAUCGCGUCCCUUCGGAGCACACCAUACGAACCACAAAAAUACCUGGAAACGGAGAUGAGCCCUAUGCCAAAGAUCUCUCGAGCGGCAGACGCUGUCAACCCUGGCCCAGCAGUGUCGGGACGAGCACUCGCAGGAAAUCCAUCCUACUCCCUCUUCCCCGCUGAGAAUCAUAGCCCAUUGAGAAACAGCCCAAAGAGGGACUCGGUCUACGACAUCAGCGACAUCAGCGACAUCAACGAAAUCAGCGACUUAGCGCCCCCACCGCCUCUCAGGCACACCGGUGGCCCACGGCACAAAAGAAACUCCUCAGACGGCUCGUCAGCGACGGUGCAAAUCGGGCUCCGACUAUCACACGCUCCCCCAACCCCUCAAGAAGACCUUGAUACUCUCCCCUUGCCAUCUACAACAUAUAAGGGAUCGACCUUACAAGUACCCGGGGCACGAAAGGCGUCCUCCCCCCGCAGUGCCCCCAGAUUAGCAACACCCCCGAACACCUACUCCGCCGCCUCCGAACGAUCACUCCCCCCUUCCCCGGCUGCCGCAAAGACGAAAGCAACAUCCGCAGGCGCACCGUUAAAAGUGCAGACAAACUUUGCCUCGCUCACUUCUUCGAAGCCGGGUCUCGUCACGCCCGUCAGCACAAGUCGGAACCACUCGCCCCAACUAAGAACCCCGACAUCGAUGAAUAAGGCGUUUCCCCUAACGCCCAAGGUCUACCUACCACAAAUAGAAAAGAUCCGCGAGUCGAUCACUCAGCUCAGUCCGACAGUGUACACGCCUAGCCCGGCGGUGUACUCGCUUAGCCCGACUGUUUAUUCGCCCGAGAAGAAGGUCACCGUUCCUGCUAGGAGCCCACUGCAUGUCACUCCGCCCGGGUCGCCUGAGGCAGGCCCAUCUAAGACGCGGCCGCCGCUGCGCACCAAGAUGGACUGGAUUUGA